AUGACAGCUGAUACGUUCCUGUUCACUUCUGAAAGUGUCUCCGAAGGCCAUCCUGACAAGAUGUGUGAUCAAGUAAGUAAUUUACAUUUACAAUGCUUUAGUAAUACAUUAUAUCUUAACAAAAAUGCUUUGAUGCGAUUUUUUGGUUAAAAUCUUUGCUAUCACAUCACUACAAUAAACUUUUUGUCAACGUUUAUACUAAAUUUAGUGAUAAAUUAGUAACUAAAAUCUUUAGCCUACUUUUCAGUCUUUCCAACAUUAAAACCUAGUCUAACAUUGAAUAAUAUGCUCUAAAUCAUAAAUUAAGUGUAUAAGGUCAUCUCUUUCUUAUUCUGAUCUUUUUGCUCGAAAUUGUAAUGACUCUGAAUCCAAAGUGUAAUAACCGGUAACUAAACUACAAACUACCCUUACUAGCCAGUGAUAAUGCAACUACUUUUACCAAUUUUUGUAGUAAUCAUAGCUUUUAUUGUAAUCUUAAACUAUUGACUUACAGCCAAAAGUAAUUGGAAUUUAUUACCCUAUCAGAUAUUAUACUUGACAUAUUAUAGGUUUCUGCAACUUAUGGCUUUUAGCGCACUAAAAACAAAAGAAGUUUCAAAUAAUUAACAAAACUUCACUUUUUAUUGUAAUUUACAUAGUUUAGAGCAACUUUUUUGAUACCAACCACUUAUGUUUACUCCUCCAUAUAAUGUUUUCCAAAGUCUUUUAUUUUCCUUUCGGCUCAUUUUUUGUAAAAAGUUGCAAAGAAAAUAAAAGUUUACGAUCCGAAAGUGUCGUCUAGACAAAAAGGACUGUCCUUAACUUCUUUUUGCACUUUUGUCGUGACAAAGUUAUUGCGUCAGGUUGAUGACAUCUUCCGUCAAAAUUUGCCAUCAGAAAACGCCUGUAUCUUAUCAAAACACUGAUAAGGUCACUUGAAAAAGUCAUGUCUUUUUUGAAAUAGCUUUAAAACAUCCUUGAAGUUUCUUUAAAAGAUCUUUUAAAAGCAUUAAAAUAUUUCUAAAAGUUUAAAUUAAAAAAUUUUUUUUUGAAAUAAUCGUACAGUGAUUAUGAAACCUGAUCAAGUCCAUCGUAGAGAUUGUUAAAGAACUUCUUACUCAAUAAAAGCAAAAUAUAUUAAAGUAAUUUCAAUAAAUCAUUUCAGAUCUCCGAUGCCGUCCUCGACGCUCACCUCUCCGUGGAUCCAGAUGCCAAGGUAGCCUGUGAGACCGUAGCCAAGACCGGCAUGGUGAUGUUGUGUGGAGAGAUCACCUCAACUGCCCAAAUCGACUACCAACAACUUGUGAGAAGCGUAGUGAAGAAGAUUGGUUACGACGACUCCAGCAAAGGCUUUGACCACAAGACCUGCAACGUUCUGGUCGCUUUGGAACAGCAAUCGCCCGAGAUCGCUGCUGGAGUACAUAUGCACAAGGACGAGGAGAAUGUUGGCGCUGGAGAUCAGGGAAUCAUGUUCGGGUAUGCUACAGACGAGACUGAAGAGGCCAUGCCAUUGACUUUGGUACUGUCACACAAACUUAACGCCAAGCUUCAUGAGUUAAGGAGAAAUGGCACUUUGGAAUGGGCUCGGCCUGAUUCAAAGAGUCAGGUAAGUGUAUCAUUAUAUAUUUUAUUUUUAAGGUCAAGAAAUGUAUAGAAUAACUGAUUUCAUAAAGUCAUGAUUGUCUUUUUAAAACUUUUUUAAUUUAAAAAAGUUUGAAUGAUAUUUUGUAAGCUAACACAAUUUUUUAAUCAAAAUUCUUGCCAAAACCGUUAUCAGUUGUUUCAAAUUCAAGCAAAGAUUAUUAGGUGUAAUCAAUUACUAUCGAGAGUGAAGGUCAACUAAGUUUACUGGAAGUUUCCUAUCUCUAGAUACCUGUCAUGGAAACAGCUGUAGCGACGACCAAAAGUCAACUACUUGUUAUUACAAAACAUCAAAGACAAUUCUUUUUACAAAGACAUCCCUUUUUGUUGCGGCAAAAACUUUUAAACACAACAAAACAGACCAGAAUAGAUGAUAAACAUUAAACUGACAAAAUAAAAGCUAAUAACAUAAAACAUGGCUUUUUCAUAUUCUAUAAUCACCUUUAAACCUUAACUCAUCAAACGAUAUUCUAGGUAACAAUCGAGUACGUCUAUGACAAGGGAGCCUGUGUCCCUCGCCGCGUCCACACCAUUGUAAUGUCAACUCAACAUUCCCCUGACGUUUCCCUCGAGCAGAUCCGUCGAGAACUGGAAGAACAUGUGAUCAAAGCUGUCAUCCCCAAAGACCUCUACAUCAACACCAAACUGCAUCUGAAUCCGUGUGGCAGCUUCGUGAUGGGCGGCCCAAUGGGUGACGCCGGACUGACCGGUCGUAAAAUCAUCGUCGACACUUAUGGAGGUUGGGGAGCUCAUGGUGGAGGCGCCUUCUCGGGAAAAGACCCUACCAAAGUUGACCGGUCCGGUGCCUAUGCUGCCCGAUGGGUGGCCAAGUCGUUGGUUAAGGCUGGGUUAUGCAGAAGAUGUUUGGUACAGGUCAGUUAUGCUAUUGGAGUAGCUGAACCAUUGAGUAUUAUGGUGUCCCACUUCGGAACAUCACCUUUGAACGAACAAGAGCUUCUGAAGAUCGUGAACGACAACUUUGACCUGCGACCAGGAAUGUUGAGCAAGUAAGCCAAUCUUUUUUGUUAUGAUAGUAACUGCCAUUAUGAUAGUACUGUUUCUAGUUAUUUAUUAUUCUCCUAAGCAUUUUCUGAUAUUAAUCUGAUAUAACAAUUACAUUUUUCAGACACCUUGGCCUCAAACGCCCGAUCUACCAGAAAACGGCAGAGAACGGUCACUUUGGGCACGUUGAAUUCCCUUGGGAACAGCCGAAGGAAUUGUUUGUAGAGAAGUCCAUUCAAGAAUCUCUCAAGACCCGGCUAUAA
Molecule: messenger RNA, 2885 nt
Organism: Bursaphelenchus okinawaensis
Lineage: Eukaryota; Metazoa; Nematoda; Chromadorea; Rhabditida; Aphelenchoididae
Source: the annotation of a GenBank genome assembly